This is a messenger RNA of Cryptomeria japonica (Japanese cedar), 1410 nucleotides long. RefSeq names its product phospholipase A1-Igamma2, chloroplastic-like. NCBI's taxonomy places the organism in Eukaryota, Viridiplantae, Streptophyta, Pinopsida, Cupressales, Cupressaceae. The record is from RefSeq and is a predicted model, not a curated record. Bases 1 to 1410 code for a protein of 469 amino acids. Gene Ontology annotation, molecular function: glycerophospholipase activity. The transcript has a single exon. Gene Ontology annotation, biological process: lipid metabolic process.
AUGGGAAAAUUUCCAUUAGGUGUUGCUAAUGGGUCUCUAAAAGGAGAAGAUCUGAAUGAGAAUGGAACAUGCAAAAGCAAACAUCAACUUGGUGAUAUAUGGCGAGAAAUCCAGGGGGCAAACAAUUGGAAGGGCAUGCUUAAUCCCAUUCACCCGCUUCUCAAAGCAGAGAUUCUCAGAUAUGGUGAUUUUGCACAGCAGUGCUACGAUGCAUUUGAUAAUACUCGGUCUUCCAAAUAUUAUAGAAAUUGCAAGCGCACCAAAAGCUCACUCGGGAAGAGAUUGGAAUUAGUAAAAUGUGGACGUGAUUAUCAAGUCACCGAAUACAUAUAUGCCAAUACUGGAACCCUCAAUUCCUAUUUCCAGGAGAAAGCAAGGGAUAGCGGUGCUUGGAUGGGUUUCAUUGCUGUUUCCACAGAUCCAGAUGAGAUAAAAAGAUUGGGUAGGCGUGAUAUAGUUGUUGCAUGGAGAGGCACCGAAACACCACAAGAAUGGAUUCAAAAUCUAAGAGAUAUAUUAGUUCCUGCUACUCUGUCGAUUACUGGAGAAUCCAACACCCAAGAUACAUUCAAACCCGAUGUUCGGAUAGAGAAGGGGUUUUUGAAGUAUUAUACAUCAGUAAAUAAAGGCUCCAGGCUCAGCGCAAGAGAGAUUGUUGUGAAUGAAAUAAGGAGGUUAUUGAAUAAUUUCAAAGAUGAAGAUGUGAGUAUAACAUUCACUGGACACAGCUUGGGAGCUGCACUGGCAACCAUAAGUGCAUACGACAUAAAAAAGAUGGUGAUGAAUGAAAAUUACAUGAGGUCAAUACCUGUCACAGUCUUUGCCUUUGCCUCUCCACGAGUAGGUAACUUAUCAUUUUCCCAACACGUUGAGGAGAUUGGAGUUAAAGUGUUGCGCCUGGUAAACAGAAAAGAUUUGAUUCCUAAAGUUCCUGGAGUCUUUGUGAAUGAGAAAAUGGGUUGGCUCACCAGAAUUCUGUAUUGGCUUCCAUGGGCAUAUGUUCAUGUGGGAAUCGAGAUUAAUUUAGACAGCAGCAACUCAACAGUGCUGAAACAAACUUAUAAUCCAGUGGGUUUCCACAAUUUAGAGGUUUAUCUCCACUUGGUCAAUGGGCUUCAAGAGAAUAGCGAGCUGCCUUUUACAUCAUCAGGAAGAGAUCCAGCCCUUGUCAACAAGAAUUCUGAUUUAUUGGUUACAAAGCUUCAAAUCCCUUCUUACUGGUGGACGCGGAGAAAUAAAGAAGUGGCGAAACGCAUAGAUGGAAUGCUGGUAUACUCUCCGAGACCGGCCACUUCUGUUCCCCUUCCUCAGUCCUCAACCCCGGUCAUCUCUAAUUUAGUAAGUUUAUUACAGGUGGUUCUUGUUCUUUCUGUAGUUAUAAUUCUCUUCCAAAUUGGACGUACAAUCUAG